CUUCAACAACAAAAUCUGCACCUUGCCAAUGACGACGUCCUCAAAGUGUCCGAGCCGCAAUCACCGACAUUUGGCCGCCACUACAAGCUAGCCGAUGUGAUUGCCCGAUACGCACCGGCACGCGAGUCUUGGGUCACCGUUAGAGCUUGUUCGAGCGAGUCGGGCAUCCCAGCCAGCCGCAUUGUCCGCUCUCAUGAUGCGAACCGGGCAAUUUUUGAUGCCACAGUUGAAGAAGCAGAAGCCUUGCUUCAAACUCGCCACGACAUUUACACUGCUGAAGCCAAUGGCGACUUGCACGUAUCAUGCGAGAACUACAGCUUACCCGACUCGGUGCGCAGCUACAUCAACUUCGUCUUACCUACAAUCCACUUGGGUCUUGGGACGAGAAUCGCGCCACGUCCCAGCAAACGGCCAACCCACGGCAAGAGGUAUACCACUAGCCGCCGAAUUCCUGCGCCGGCGCGUCCGCGAGGGGCACACAGCUGCUUAUCCCUCAUCACGCUAGACUGCCUGCGGGCAAUGUAUGGCCUCCGUCCAACUACAAUGGCUAUCCCAACAACACCUUCAGCAUAUACGAACAGAUGUUCUGGCUAG
This is a messenger RNA of Lasiosphaeria miniovina, 594 nucleotides long. Its product is annotated as Pro-kumamolisin, activation domain-containing protein. Gene Ontology annotation, biological process: proteolysis. The record is from RefSeq and is a predicted model, not a curated record. Lineage: Eukaryota; Fungi; Ascomycota; Sordariomycetes; Sordariales; Lasiosphaeriaceae. The annotation marks the transcript as partial. Gene Ontology annotation, molecular function: tripeptidyl-peptidase activity; endopeptidase activity. The transcript has a single exon.